AGGAGUGACUGGUCCAAAGACAGACCUCCACAAUUCAGUAAUGAAGCUGCACGGACAAUAGGUCAGAGGUCACAGUCUCCAACAUCCAGCUGUGUAUCUGUGAGGAGUGACUGGUCCAAAGACAGACCUCCACAAUUCAGUGAUGAACCUGGACCAACAACAGGUCAUAGGUCACAGUCUCCAGUAUUAGGCUGUCUGUCUAUGAGGAGUGACUGGUCCAAAGACAGACCUCCACAAUUCAGCAAUGAACCUGGACCAACAACCAGAAGUCAGAAGUUGCAGUCUGCAUUAUCCAGCUGUCUAUCUGUGAGCAGUGACUGGUCGAAAGACAGACCCCCACAAUUCAGUCUUGGGCCUGGACCAGCAAUGCUCUUCAAUUAUGGACCUGAACUGGCCUCACAGAGGAAGAGGAGUGGUGUUCGUAAGGAGGAGCAGCUGUCCUACUGUGCUUUGUGUCAGGACAUCCUGAAGGAUCCAGUCUCUACCAGCUGUGGGCACUGGUUCUGCAGACAGUGCAUCUCCUCACACUGGGACCAGUCUGCUUCAUCAGGAGACUCCUCCUGUCCCCAGUGUGGUAAGAGAUCCAGAACCAAACCUGGACUGCAGGAGGUUUUAGAUGAACAUAAGAUCAGUCUGAGGAGGAGAUGUGAACGUGUGACUGAAGGAAGUGAUGAAACAGGAAAUAGAACCCUCCUCAACACCAUCUACACUGAGCUCUACAUCACAGAGGGACAGAGUGAAGAGGUUCAUACCCAACAUGAGGUGAGGCAGCUGGAGACAGCUUCCAAGAUGGACGCCCUCCAUGACGCUCCAAUCAGCUGCCAGGAUAUCUUUAAGGCCUUACCUGACCAACAGAGACCCAUCAGAGUGGUUCUGACCAACGGCGUGGCUGGUGUUGGAAAAACCUUCUCAGUGCAGAAGUUCACUCUGGACUGGGCAGAGGGCUUGGAGAACCAACAUGUCAGUGUGGUGGUUCUGCUUUCAUUCAGGGAGCUGAACCUGAUCAGAGAUGAGCAGUACAGUCUUCUGGAGCUGCUCCAUGUUUUCCAUCCAACAUUACAGAAGGUCCCAGCAGAGAAGCUGGCUGUCUCUCAGCUUUUGUUCAUCUUUGACGGCCUGGAUGAAAGCAGACUUUCAUUGGAUUUCACCAACAGGAAGCUGCUGUCUGAUGUCACACAGAAGUCAUCAGUCAGCCAGCUGCUGACAAAUCUCAUCCAGGGGAAUCUGCUUCCCUCGGCUCUCGUAUGGAUAACUUCCCGACCUGCAGCAGCCAAUCAGAUCCCUCCUACAUGUGUUGACAGGCUAACAGAAGUACGAGGCUUCACUGAUGCCCAGAAGGAGGAGUACUUCAGGAGGAGAUUCAGUGAUGAAGAGCUGUCCAGCAGAAUCAUCUCCCACAUGAAGACAUCCAGGAGCCUCCACAUCAUGUGUAGAAUCCCAGUCUUCUGCUGGAUCACUGCUACAGUUCUGGAGCACAUGUUGACUACAGAGCAGAGAGGAGAGCUGCCCAAGACCCUGACUGACAUGUACUCACACUUCCUGCUGGUUCAGACAAAGAGGAAGAAGAACAAGUACCAUGAGGGACAUGAGACGAGUCCACAGAAGCUGACGGAGGUUGACAGGGAAGUUCUUCUGAAGCUGGGGAGGCUGGCGUUUUAACAUCUGGAGAAAGGAAACAUCAUGUUCUACCAAGAAGACCUGGAGCAGUGUGGUCUGGAUGUGACAGAGGCCUCGGUGUACUCAGGAGUUUGUACAGAGAUCUUCAAAAGAGAGUGUGUGAUCUUCCAGAAACCAGUCUACUGCUUUGUUCAUCUGAGCAUUCAGGAGUUUCUGGCUGCAGUCUACAUGUUCCACUGUCACACCAACAAGAAGACAGAUGUGCUGAAGUAUUUUCUUGGUGAAACCUGGGAGGAUGAUCAUCAUAAUGAUUAUGAUUAUGAUCUGUUUGAUGAUCCAGAAAUGAUUCUCCAGAGGAAAUUAUCUCUGAAUGAUUUGUGGGUGUCUCAGAAGCCUUAUUCUACUCGGGCGCUUGCACAGAGAUCUUCAUCUCUGGAUGAUUUCCUGUGGAAAGUCAUGGAGAAAUCCUUCCAAAGUAGUAGUGGUCAGCUGGACCUGUUUGUUCGCUUCCUUCAUGGCCUCUGUCUGGAGUCUAACCAGACACUCUUAGGAAGUCUGCUGGGUCAGACAGAGAACAUUCCAGAAAACCUCCAAAGUGUUAUUGACAACCUGAAGUGGAAGAACGAUAAUGAAAUCUCUCCUGACAGAAGCAUCAACAUCUUCCACUGUCUGAUGGAGAUGAACGAACUUUCAGUACAUCAGGAGAUCCAAGAGUUCCUGAAGUCAGAGAACAGAUCAGAGAAACUCUCUGAGAUCCACUGCUCAGCUCUGGCCUACAUGUUGCAGAUGUCAGAGUUGGUUUUGGAUGAGUUAGACGUGCAGAAGUACAACACAUCAUACCAGGGAAGACUGAGACUGAUUCCAGCUGUGAGGAACUGCAGAAAGGCUCGACUGACCAAUUGUCGACUCUCAGCGACUCACUGUAAAGUUGUGGCCUCAGCUCUGAAGUCCAACCCCUCCCAUCUGACAGAGCUGGAUAUGAGUUACAACGACCUGCAGGAUUCAGGAGCGAAUCUUCUGUGUGCUGGACUGGAGAGUCCAAACUGUCGACUGGAGACUCUGAGAUUGAAGCGCUGUGGUUUGUCAGAGAUCAGCUUUCUGGGCUUAGCAUUGAAGUCCAACCCCUCCCAUUUGAAACAAUUGGACUUGAGCUCCAAUAACAACCUGCAGGAUUCAGGAGUGAAGCAUCUGUGUGGUUUCCUGGAGAGUCCAGGAUGUGGACUUGAAACUCUGAGGCUGGCUGAUUGUCGUCUGUCAGAAACUCACUGUGAAGUUGUGGUCUCAGCACUGAAGUCCAAAUCCUCCCAUCUGACAGAGCUGGACAUGAGUUACAAUGAUCUGCAGGAUUCGGGAGUGAAGGUUCUGUGUACUGUACUGGAGAGUCCAAACUGUCGACUGGAGACUCUGAGUCUGUCAGCCUGUCUAAUCACAGAGGAAGGCUGUACUUCUCUGGCUGCAGCUCUGAACUCCAACCCCUCCCAUAUGAGAGAGCUGGACCUGAGCUACAAUCAUCCAGGGGACUCAGGAAUGAAGCUGCUGUUGGCUGGACAGAAGGAUUCGCACUGGAGACUGGACACUCUCAGGAUGGAGCCUGCUGGAGUCCAAUGGUUGAGACCAGGUCUGAGGAAGUAUUCCUGUCAACUCACAAUCGACACAAACACAGUGAACACAAAGCUCCAACUGUCUGACAACAACAGGAAGGUGACACAUGUGGAGGAGGUUCAGUCAUAUCCUGAUCAUCCAGACAGAUUUGAUGUUCGUCCUCAGCUGCUGUGUAGCAAUAGUUUGACUGAUCGCUGUUACUGGGAGGUUGAGUGGAGAGGAGAAGUUGAGAUAUCGGUGAGUUACAAAGGAAUCACUAGGAAAGGAGACGGUGAUGACUGUUGGCUUGGACUGAAUGAUCAGUCCUGGAUUCUGUACUGCUCUGAUCGUGGUCCGGAUUCUGUCUGGCACAAUAACAAAGAAACAACCAUAUCCUCCUCCUCCUCCUCUGUCUCUAACAGAGUAGGAGUGUAUGUGGACUGUCCUGCUGGCACUCUGUCCUUCUACAGAGUCUCCUCUGACACUCUGAUCCACCUCCACACCUUCAACACCACAUUCACUCAAACUCUUUAUCCUGGAUUUGGGUUUAGAUCAGGUUCCUCAGUGUCCCUGUGCUGAGUUGAGUGUAAAAUGUGUUAGAGAAACACACUGACUGUUGAACAGAUAGUUCAGUCUGUACAUGUCUGUCUCUUGUUUUCAGAUUCAUGGAAUGAUUCAGUUGAUCUUUCUAAAUGAUUCCUUGUAAUCAUCUUAGCUUUUUCAACCCUUUAAAGAUGAAGAAGCUAUUAUUAUUCCAUGAUCUACAUAUUGUUUUUCUGGCUUUGUCAUAAAAUAUAAUCUAAAAUAUUAAAGAUAUUCAUUAUUGCUCAUGUUUUUGUAAUUUUAUAACAAUUUCUACUUUUAAAAGCUGGUCUAGGCAAAGAAACAUGAACUUCCAACUUGUUCAGAUCAAUAUCUAUGUCAUUAACAACUCCUUAAACGCUUCAUUGAUGUUGAUUUUUGGCCCUCUGGUGGUGAGAAGAUGAAGUGCAUGAUGUUAGUUAGUAAAACAUGAAUUGUUUUUAUGUGUUUUUAUAAUUAUACUGAUGACUGCUGUUAACCACACUGAUAGCACCAGUGAUGUCUUCAACACAAACACCAAUCCAUCCAGUUCAUUCCAGAGAAACCAUCAGGAUCACUGCCCUUCAGUAGUCACUGUCAGUAACUACAACUCAUAUAUACAUAUAUAUCCUUAAUAAUACUGAUAUCUUGAUGUUAUGACUGCAGCGUUUCAGCACUAAUGUUCAUCGGUGUGAUAAUGACUCUGUAUAUGUCAACACAGGUUUUAUUAAAUUGACUUCAUGUUGUCCUA
Molecule: messenger RNA, 4510 nt
Organism: Neolamprologus brichardi
Lineage: Eukaryota; Metazoa; Chordata; Actinopteri; Cichliformes; Cichlidae
Source: RefSeq, a predicted model, not a curated record